Molecule: messenger RNA, 2429 nt
Organism: Spodoptera exigua (beet armyworm)
Lineage: Eukaryota; Metazoa; Arthropoda; Insecta; Lepidoptera; Noctuidae
Source: the annotation of a GenBank genome assembly
GUCACACGCAAGACAAACCAACCAUCCCGCGUCUCGUCAGUUCAUUUGAAAUUCGUAGUGAACGCACGCCUGCGCAGUGCGUCAAAAAUUACCGCGAAUGAAUUUUAACAUUCCGUGUUAAAAAAAUAGAAAACAUUGUUUAUACAAGUGAAUGAAUAGUGUUUAGUGCAAAUAUUUAUUUAAAUUAAAGUGUUUUGUGUGUGUAAACUUUUAUUGGAUACCAAAAAUGGCGGGCAUGAACCCACGUCUUGCCUUUGCCAUCCUGUCCUCUGCAUGUUGGUCAGCCUUUCAACAUGGGUACAACACAGGAGUACUGAAUGCACCUCAAGCGGUUAUUGCGGAAUGGCUACAAAAAGACGUUCUAACCGGCACGAAUUUAACACUCCGGGCUAUGGAUGAUCCUAAAGUGAUGACGACGCUGUCUAUAGCUGUGGCCAUUUAUUGCGUGGGCGGCAUGAUUGGAGGUAUCAUCACUGGGGUUGUAGCUGACAGGCUGGGCAGACAAGGAGGUCUACUCUGGAAUAACCUCCUCGUGUUUGCAGCCGCCAUUCUUGAAGGGACGGCCAAAAUUGCGAAUUCUGCUGAGAUGCUUAUUUUGGGCAGGCUUCUGAUCGGAGUGAACAGCGGUCUCAAUGCCGGUUUGGCUCCGCUGUAUUUGGCUGAAAUAUCGCCCGUGUCACUCAGGGGAUCUAUAGGAACAGUCUACCAGUUGGUGAUAACGAUCACCAUUCUUCUAUCACAAGUCCUAGGUUUGGAGGCGGUGCUAGGAACACCAAAUGGCUGGCCGUAUCUCCUAGCCUUGACGGCUAUACCAGCAGUCAUUCAAGUAAUCACAUUACCAUUAUGCCCUGAAUCUCCGAAGUAUUUACUACUGAAUAAAGGUCAAGAACUACACGCGCAAAGAGCUCUAAACUGGCUAAGAGGGGAUGUCGCCGUUCACGGAGAAAUCGAAGAAAUGCAUCAGGAAGCGGAGAAGAACAAAAUUAGCAGGAAGGUGACGCUGAGAGAAUUAUUCGCGAACCGUCAACUUCGCCAGCCGCUUAUAAUCGCCAUGAUGAUGAUGAUAGCCCAGCAAUUCUCGGGGAUUAACGCUGUUAUAUUCUUCUCAACGGAUAUCUUCACUAGAGUGCAACUCGGUCAGACUGAAUCGCAGUAUGCUACGCUUGGCAUGGGUGCUAUGAAUGUUGUGAUGACUAUCAUCAGUCUUCUUCUCGUGGAGAUAGCUGGACGCAAGACCUUACUGCUAAUUGGAUUCGGAGGCAUGUUCCUGUGUUCCGUCGGUCUGUGCGUCGCGUAUUUAUAUUCCAUAUUACCGUGGGUAUCAUACGUGUGCAUCGCUUUGGUGAUACUCUUUGUCGUUAUGUUUGCUGUCGGCCCUGGCUCCAUACCCUGGUUCUUGGUCACUGAAUUAUUCAAUCAAUCUUCGCGACCUGCAGCGACAUCUGUGGCGGUUACAGUCAACUGGACGGCCAACUUUAUCGUCGGUCUUAGUUUUCUACAACUUUCCGCAAUCCUGGGAGCGAAUGUUUUCAUUAUAUUCGCGAUUCUACAACUAAUAUUCAUAUUUUUCAUAUAUUGUAAAGUCCCAGAAACAAAGAAUAAGACUGUUGAAGAAAUCACGGCGAUGUUCCGACAACAGAUUUAAUUUUCGAGCUGAGCCGAAUGUUUUCGAGAUAACCCGAAAGUUUUCGAGCUUGAACCUUUAUGUGAUCGGGACGGUAGUUGAAAUAUUGUACGUUUUGAUGAAAUGAAAACUGAAAAUUGGUUGUAAAGUGAAGAAAAGAAAACAAUACUAGUUUUAAAGUAUGUACUUAUUUUAGAUUUGAUAAUUAUACCUACAUGUAGUAGUUCUAUGUGGGAAUCGAACAAACACGUAAACGAGUGACUACACGGUUGGUGCAGUGGCUGGGUAACUGGUUACCGCGCAACGUGUCGCGGGAUCGAUACCCGCACCGAACAACUCUGUGUGAUCCACAAAUUGUUGUUCCGGGUCUGUGUAUGUAAAAUUGUAUGUUUGUUAACGCAUCCACGAUACAGGAGAAAAUCAUAGUGUAGGACAAAAAUAAACAAUUGAAGUAGGUGAUCGCCCAGCCACCGCGUCAACUAUGCAGGAAAUAAAUCUGUAUAAUACAUAGCGUGAUGUUUUAUAGCCUCGAUUAAUGGACUAAGUAUCCAACAUAAAAAUUAUUAUUCAAUUCGAACCAGGAGUUCCGUAGAUUAAUGCCCGAUUUCUGAAAGGCUUGUCAACGCUAAAAUUAACUAAUCUCCUGUUAAAUCUCUUGUUAAGUCAUCUGAUUGGUUGUUGAUAAUAAUUCAGUCAACCAAUCAGAUGACUUGACAAGAGUUUAAAUUGAUUUUAACAUUGAUCGGGCUUUCGGAAACCGGGUGUUAGUCUAUCAAGCAAACAAACUCUUCAGCCUUAUAAUAUU